AUGCUGGGCCGGCACGCCCCGCUGCUCACUCUACUUGGGCUGCUCUCCCUGGGGUCCGUCUCUCCCCAGGAGUGCACCAAGUACAAGGCUAGCACCUGCCGGGAGUGCGUGCAGAUGGGGCCCGGCUGCGCCUGGUGCCAAAAGCUGAACUUCACUGGGCGUGGGGAGCCCGACUCGGUUCGCUGUGACACCAGGGAGCAGCUGCUGCAGAAGGGCUGUGUGUCUGACGACAUCGUGGACCCCAGCAGCCUCGUGGAGGUCCAGAAGGACAAGGCCAGGGGCCGUGCGCAGCUGUCCCCGCAGAGAGUGACGCUUUACCUGAGACCAGGCCAGGCGGCCGUGUUCAAUGUGACCUUCCGGCGGGCCAAGGGCUACCCCAUCGACCUGUACUACCUGAUGGACCUGUCCUACUCCAUGCUCGACGACCUCAUCAACGUCAAGAAGCUGGGCGGAGACCUGCUCAGGGCCCUCAACGAGAUCACCGAGUCGGGCCGAAUCGGCUUCGGCUCUUUCGUGGACAAGACAGUGCUGCCCUUUGUGAACACACACCCCGAGAAGCUGAAGAACCCGUGUCCCAACAAGGAGAAGGAGUGCCAGGCCCCGUUCGCCUUCCGGCACGUGCUGAAGCUAACCAACAACUCCAACCAGUUUCAGACGGAGGUCGGGAAACAACUGAUUUCUGGGAACCUGGACGCCCCUGAGGGCGGCCUCGAUGCCAUGAUGCAGGUGGCGGCCUGCCCUGAGGAAAUCGGCUGGCGCAACGUCACGCGCCUGCUGGUGUACACCACGGACGACGGCUUCCACAUCGCCGGGGAUGGGAAGCUGGGCGCCAUCCUGACCCCCAACGACGGCCACUGCCACCUGGAGGACAACCUGUAUAAACGGAGCAACGAGUUUGACUACCCGUCCGUGGGCCAGCUGGCACACAAACUGGCCGAGAACAACAUCCAGCCCAUCUUUGCCGUGACCAAGAAAAUGGUGCCAACAUAUGAGAAGCUUACAGAGAUCAUCCCGAAGUCGGCAGUGGGAGAGCUCUCGGACGACUCGAGCAACGUGGUCCAGCUCAUCAAGAAAGCUUACAAUAAACUCUCAUCCAGAGUCGUCCUGGAACACAGCGCGCUCCCCGACACCCUGAGAGUCACCUACGAUUCCUUCUGCAGCAAAGGCGCCGCAAAACUGGACCAUUUCCGAGGGGACUGCGAAGGCGUGCAGAUCAACGUCCCGAUCACCUUCCAGGUGAAGGUCACAGCUAAGGAGUGCAUCCAGGAGCAGUCCUUUGUCAUCCGCCCACUGGGCUUCACAGACACGGUGAUGGUGCUCGUACGCCCCCAGUGUGAGUGCCGCUGCCUAGACACCAGCCCCAGCCAGAGCCUCUGCAGCGGCAAGGGUGUCUUGCAUUGUGGUGUCUGCAGGUGUGAGCCUGGUUACACCGGGAAGAACUGUGAGUGCAGGACGCGCGGACGCAGCAGCCAGGAGCUGGAGGGGAGCUGCCGGAAGGACAACAGUUCCGUGGUGUGCUCCGGGAUGGGCGACUGCAUCUGUGGGGAGUGUAUCUGCCACCGGGCCGAUGACCCCAAGAAGCAGACCUACGGCCGCUACUGUGACUGCGAUACCUUCAGCUGCGAGCGAUUUGAUGGGCAGAUCUGUGGCGGCAAGGAGAGGGGGGCCUGUGAAUGCGGCAAGUGCAUCUGCAAGGACAAAUUCGAAGGCUCCGCCUGCCAGUGCAGCACCUCCAUCCAAGGCUGCCUGAGCCAGCCGGGCGUCGUGUGCAAUGGGCGAGGCAGGUGCCAGUGCAAUCAGUGCCAGUGUGACGUGGGCUACCAGACAUUCCUCUGCCUGGAGUGCCCCGGCUGUCCCUCACCCUGCAGCCGCUACGUCUCCUGCGCCGAGUGCCUGCGAUUCAACAAGGGCCCCUACCAGCAGAACUGUAGCACGGCCUGCUCCGGCCUGGCGCUGCAAGAGGACGUGAUCCCGGGCCGGACCUGCAGGGAGCUGGACUCCGAGGGCUGUUGGAUAGACUACACGAUGAAGCAGCAGCCCGGGAGAGAGCGUUACCAUAUCCAUGUGAAGGACAUCCGAGAGUGUGUGCAGGGACCCAAGGUGGCCGCCAUCGUGGGGGGCACAGUGGCCGGCAUCGUGCUCAUCGGGGUCCUCCUGCUGGUCAUCUGGAAGGUCCUGACCCACAUAAGUGACCUCAGGGAGUACAAGCGCUUCGAGAAAGAGAAACUGAAGUCCCAAUGGAACAACGAUAACCCCCUCUUCAAGAGUGCCACCACCACGGUCAUGAAUCCCAAGUUUGCCGAGAACUAGGAGCAAGGCCUGCCAGAGCCACCAGAUAUCUGGAACCACCCCGUCCAGUCAGGUCUCCUAUCGCACAGCCACUGGGACCCACACCCCCCACCCCCGCCACGGGGCGCAGCUCACGGCUCCCAGCCAUGCCCACCCUCGUGAUCCAACAGCUACUUGCCUUGCUUUCUUUUCUCCCCAUCCCCAAGUUGCAGGUGUAGCAGGUGUUCCUAAACUCAUUACAACGGACAGCCUCCCCUUGCUGGCUUGGACAAUUUGGGGAGGGGUGGGGUAGAGACCUAUAAAAGGAGUCAUGUCUGCCUUCUAAGGUUAGAGAGAUGUUUUCUAGUAAGGACAGGGGUCUGACAACGUGUGCACGUUUAUUUAUAUGUAAAGCUUAUAAAUGUAUAGAAUGCCAUUCCAUGGAUUAUACUAUUAACCUGUAUGUGUCAGAAAAGAAAUAAAUAAAACUUCCACAAGGCAUCUGAGAAGCAGGGUUCUGCGCCCUCCAUCCCACCCUGCCUCCAAGGGGGGGGGACACCUGGACAUGGAGUGGUUAUUGCUGGGCCUGCUGGGGCUUUGCCAUGCCGUGAGUGCACCCUGGCUGGUGGGCCGUUGGGCUGAGUGUCACCAUCCUGAUUGUCCUUUAUCCUUCACCUGUUGGCAUGGGCAUACUUGUUCAGGUUUACACGGGGCCUCUCUGAUCUUACAUCCUAAGCAGCUUUCCAGAAGCCACGGGGUUGCACUGUGCAAGGGCUGCUGCCAGGCCUGACCAGGGAGGAGAGCCAGAAAAUGGCUCUCUCUCCCCUUCCCUGCAGUAUC
Molecule: messenger RNA, 3108 nt
Organism: Echinops telfairi (small Madagascar hedgehog)
Lineage: Eukaryota; Metazoa; Chordata; Mammalia; Afrosoricida; Tenrecidae
Gene: ITGB2
Product: integrin subunit beta 2
Exons: 15
Coding region: 1-2310 (769 amino acids)
Biological process (GO): cell adhesion mediated by integrin; integrin-mediated signaling pathway; cell migration
Cellular component (GO): integrin complex; focal adhesion; cell surface
Molecular function (GO): amyloid-beta binding; integrin binding
Source: RefSeq, a predicted model, not a curated record